UAAUGCCUUCCUGGCGGCCACGUGCUGUUGUUUGGAAAAUGGCGGCGUCCGCGCGAGACACGGCCGUGGUGACGGCGAAGAAGGCGACAGUAGCAGUGCGAGGACCCCGGCGGGUGGCCAACCAGAUCCCUGAUGAGAUCCUGAAUGACCCAGAGCUUCAGCAAGCUGUUCGCGCACUGCCUGCCAAUUACAACUUUGAGAUCUACAAGACAGUAUGGCGAGCGAGGCAGGCCAAGGCCAGGAGAGUGGCGCUGCAGUUUCCAGAAGGCCUGCAGAUGUUCGCAUGCGUGAUUGCAGACAUUAUUGAGAGGUUCACGGAUGCCGACACGCUGGUCAUGGGGGAUGUGACGUAUGGCGCCUGCUGCGUGGAUGACUUCACAGCCCGGGCCCUGGGUGCUGACUUCAUGGUGCACUAUGGACACAGCUGCCUCAUCCCCAUCGAUGCCACUGCCGGGAUAAAGAUGCUCUACGUCUUUGUGGACAUCCAGCUGGACACGGCUCACUUCCUGGAUACGCUGCGGUUUAACUUCCCAGCAGGGCACUCCCUCGCCUUGGUCAGCACCAUCCAGUUUGUGGCUGCAUUGCAGUCUGCCAGCGCUGCCUUGCGUCCGGACUACGAUGUGCUGGUGCCUCAGUGUCGCCCUCUGUCUCCGGGCGAGAUUUUGGGCUGCACAUCACCCCGCCUGGAGCGUCCAGUCAAUGCCAUUGUUUACCUCGGAGAUGGGAGGUUCCAUUUGGAAUCUAUAAUGAUCGCCAACCCAGACGUACCUGCAUACAGGUAUGACCCGUACAGCAAGGUGUUCUCCCGGGAGUACUAUGACCACGAGGCAAUGCGGAGGAUUCGUCUGCAGGCCAUAGAGAAGGCCCGCUCUGCCCAGACGUGGGGUCUCAUCCUAGGCACACUGGGCCGACAGGGCAGCCCCAAGAUCCUGGAGCACCUCGAGUCCAGACUGCAGGCUCUGGGCAAAACCUUUGUAAGGGUGCUGCUCUCCGAGAUCUUCCCCAGCAAGCUGGACCUGCUGCGGGAGGUGGACGCGUGGGUCCAGAUCGCUUGUCCACGUCUCUCCAUCGACUGGGGCUCCGCCUUCUCCAAGCCCCUGUUGUCUCCCUACGAGGUAACUGUCUCCCGCAGCUGCCCAGCCGCUCACUGGCUGCUCAUGUCCGACACGCACACACAAAUAUGCCCAGACGCACACACUGCCUGGUACAUGCAUGCACGCACUCUGUUAGUCAGACUCACUAUGAUACACUCCUACAUUUACCCUCUGCUCAGGGACGCUAGGCUGUGCAAAGGAACUGGCUUGCUGUUCGUCUCCAUGAGAACCAACCAGCGAGCUGCUCGUGCCUCCAGCUCCACUCUCCAACAGAGCUGUUUGUCUCAGAGCGCAAAGAGCCUCCUGGAAAAUGCAGCUGUGGCCCUCAGACAGGUAGAAUGGCAGGAGGUGUACCCUAUGGACUUCUACUCCAGUCAGAGUCUGGGACCGUGGGCCGUCAAUCACCCACAAAACCAACCGCCUCGCCCCACCCGCAAGCAGACACAGAAGAAAACUCCAGUGGACCCCACUCCACCUAUGCACUGUGGACGUGAUCAGAGCACCCCUUGUGGCUGUGAAGGGGAAUAACUCCUCCAGUGCCCACCCACCAGAACAGCCCGCCUAUAAGAGCGCCAUGUGUGGUUGUCAGGAGCAAUAACCCACACCUUUCCAGGCCACGGGGACACCAGGCUGCACGUCAAGCAUCCAUUACAAGACUCAUUCGGGUGAAGAACUGUGUCUUGGCACCAUUGUGUCCUCUGUUCACAUUUCUCGAAUGACAUUCAUUCUGUGGGCAAAUCUCGCAUUCCUUUCUGCAAAUCUCGUUAUGUGAAUUAUGUCAACAUCAAAAUCCCUUGGUAUUUAAGUGCUUCUGUGUUUUGUUGCACAUGUAUUAAUGUGCAUUUUGUGUGAGGAGUGAAUGCUUCAGUACAGACAUGGGAAUACGUCUGCACAAGCACCUCUGUGGCUCACUGGAAUCCAGUUAUUGUUCAUGGAUGGAAGGAAGAAUCCGUUGUCAUGACAUGAGUGACGUUCAGAAUGACCAGGACAGCCAGGAUAAUGGAAGGAACUCUAAGGGUAGUCAAGGAUUGUGCUGCUCAUCAAAAAUGAUGCACCACUUUUCAUGUUUGUCUGUAGAACUGUUUGGACUGGUUUUGAAGAAAAGCCAAGCUAUAAGUAUGGGGUCAGAAACAGCUUCCAUUACUAAAUUAUUUGAGUAUAAUACAAAGACUUACUUGUUCAUCAUACAGGGAGAUACAAAACAAGUUCCCUCAUUAAUGUUUCUACGCGAGAUGCAUUUCUGUGUUGACAAAAUCAAGGAAAAGUGGUCCCAGAAAAUGUGCAGAGCAUGGUAAAUUAAAUGAAUGUUUGUAGAAGGAAGAUGAAGUGAUGGCUUUCAGAUGAUGAAUUUCCCUUUAUAAUUACCAAGGGCUACAACUAAAGGCAAUUAUAAGCUUGUUCUAGAAAAACAAGUUCUCCCACUGGGAUGUGUGACUGUCAACUUUUGCACUUAAUUCAGCAUUUUAAGAAAAAGUUUAAGUGACCAUGCAGUGUUUUUCCACAUCACUCUUCCUAUAUAUGAGACAUGCUUCUUGGCACCUUUAAAAUAGCAUAUAUUAAACACACUGCCUGUAAUUUAGCAUACUCUGACUAGUGUUGACUGCUUGUCUAAGUCAGGGUAGCAACCCUAUGCUGGAA
Molecule: messenger RNA, 2732 nt
Organism: Scleropages formosus (Asian bonytongue)
Lineage: Eukaryota; Metazoa; Chordata; Actinopteri; Osteoglossiformes; Osteoglossidae
Gene: dph1
Product: diphthamide biosynthesis 1
Exons: 12
Coding region: 3-1622 (539 amino acids)
Biological process (GO): protein histidyl modification to diphthamide
Molecular function (GO): 2-(3-amino-3-carboxypropyl)histidine synthase activity
Source: RefSeq, a predicted model, not a curated record